AUGUCGAAGCCAAUCCGCCUUGGAAUCCUAACUCCCUCCUCAAAUACGAGUCUCGAACCUCUCACAAGCGCGAUUAUAUCCUCGCUCCAAAACCCAAGUAUCACAGUCCACUUCUCGCGCUUCGCCGUAACAAAAAUCAGCCUUGAUGCCUCCGGACUCAGCCAAUUUGAGACCGAGAAGAUCUUAGCCGCAGCGCAACUCCUCGCCGACGCCGAGGUCAAUAUUAUCGGAUGGAGCGGCACAUCGUCGGGCUGGCUUGGGUUUGAGGCGGAUGAGAAACUCUGCGCUGCUAUCACGGAGGCGACGGGUAUUCCAGCGACGACAUCCGUCCUGGCGCUAAACAAGGCGUGCCAGAUCUUCGGGGCGAAGGAGGUGGGAUUCGUCACACCGUAUACCGAUGACGUUCAGGAAGCUAUUGUUAAGACGUAUAAAGGGAUCGGAUUUGAUGCAAGCAAGGAACAACAUUUAGGCAUGUCGAAGAAUACGGCCUUCGCUGAUAUCGGGGAAGACACGCUUGAUGAAAUGGUCUCUGAGGUUAUGAAAAAGAGAGUGGACGCCGUUACCACCUUUUGCACGAACCUAAGGGCUGCGCAACGCGUUGCGCAUUGGGAGAAGGAAUAUGGGGUACCAGUGUUCGAUACCGUCUCAACAGUGAUAUGGGAUAUGCUGCGGCACUGCAAAGUGGACAUGUCCGUCUUGAAAGAUUGGGGGUUGUUGUUCACCAAGCAAUAG
Messenger RNA from Aspergillus mulundensis, 732 nucleotides. Its product is annotated as maleate cis-trans isomerase family protein. NCBI's taxonomy places the organism in Eukaryota, Fungi, Ascomycota, Eurotiomycetes, Eurotiales, Aspergillaceae. The record is from RefSeq and is a predicted model, not a curated record. The coding region runs from base 1 to 732 and encodes 243 amino acids. The transcript has a single exon.